Arachis ipaensis is the source of this 3479-nucleotide messenger RNA. RefSeq names its product cyclin-like protein. The record is from RefSeq and is a predicted model, not a curated record. Lineage: Eukaryota; Viridiplantae; Streptophyta; Magnoliopsida; Fabales; Fabaceae.
AGGAGAGAGUAAGCGAAAGGUUUAUGUUCGGAAGCGCUGGUCCUCACGGGGAGUGGCUGAACCCUCUUCCAAUUUCAUCCAAGACUUUCUUCUUCUUCGUCUUCUCCUCUCUUGCGAUCGAAACCAAAACCCUAUCACAAUCCAAAUCGGAGCUUCUCUAAUUUUCUGGAACCUUAUACGCGCCAUUUCUCCCAAAUCCCCGCUCUCCUCAUGGAUUCCUUCCAGCAAUCCCACGGCUACAUCAGGCCUCCCCACCCGCCUGAUCCCCACCACCACUUCCACCAGAUGCCUCCGCCUCGAACCCUUACCCUUACCAUCCCAGCCAGUUCCAUGCUCCUCCGCCUCCACCUCCUCCCCUUCCCCACGCUCGUUCUCACGCUCCUCCUCCUCCUCCUCCUCAGUUCACCCCUCACUCCCACGUUUCUCAGCAGCCCUAUCAUCAGGAAUGGAGCAACCCAAGCUGGCCUGCCAACCAAGGUUAUCCUGCCCAAAAUAAUGAAGAAGAUUGGGCUGCUAAGGCCAGAGCAUGGGCUGCUAAGUCUACUAUGGAAAGUCAGCAUCCACAGCCACACUUUUCACCUGCUGGAAGAGUGCAAGAGCAAAACCAUUAUCAUGACCAGUAUCAGCAAUCUGCUGACUCACGUUAUACUGACGUUCAAAACCAGUCCCAUCCAUCAUCAACCUAUCAGCAAUUUUCCUACUUGGAUGCAUCUGCACAACGGCUCUCAGGACAUUCCCAGGAUGCUGCAUCUAUCAGUUUGGAGACCUCAUAUACUUCAGAUGGACAUUCAUAUGGUGCUAGAGAUGGAACCAACACUGGAGAUCCAACAGUUCCAUUUGAACAGGGAAACUUGCCUACAAAUCCAUCAGUUCAUCAGCAGGAGGUACCUUCUAGUUAUAGUUCUGUUACAGGUAAGGAGGCUGCUGAGCAUAUUCAACAAUCAUACACAAUGUUCCCACCACCGGUUUCCUCAUCACAAGAACAACAGCAUGUGCAACCUCCUCUCCAAGCAACCUUUGCACCUGGCAGCAAUUCAGUGGACCCUGCUAUCAGUCUUGCUGAUCAACCGUUAGACUUUGCACCUAGGUUUAGUCAUGAUAGUGACCUGCAAAUGCAGUCGACUUAUAGUCAUCAUGAUUCGGGUACUUCUAUGAACAAUUGGGCUGCUCCAGUGGCCCCUGCCGGUGGUUAUGCACCAAUACCUGCAAUUCUUGCCUCUGGGCCACAGCAUGAUCCUUCUAUUUCUGGUCCUGGUCAUGUGGCACCACCAUUUGGAAGGUUUCCAGGACCUGGACUACCUCCAGCAAUUCCCCCAACUAGUGCACCCUUUGCUCUUAGCACAGGAGCUGCAGUUCACCCUACUGCAGCUUUCUCUGCUGAUCCAUAUGGUGUUCCAGAACGUCCGAAGAAGGCUUCAGUCCCUAACUGGCUUAGAGAGGAAAUAAAGAAAACAGUCAUUGCUGCUCCUUCUGCAGAGCACCCAAAAGCGGAAACAUCUAUGGAUGAUGGCAUUGGUAAAACGUAUGCAAAGGGUGAUGAGACAGAUAGCAAGAGCAUUGAUUCCUCUAGAUCAGAUGAGGAAGAGGAUGAAGAGGAUCUUGCUGAAGCAGCUAGAACUGCAGCAAUCAACCUAGAAAUAAAGAGAGUUCUUACGGAAGUUCUUUUAAAGGUUACUGAUGAAUUAUUUGAUGAAAUUGCAACAAAAGUUCUUGAUGAAGAUGGUCUGACUGCUGAAGUGGGUCAUAAUGGUGCCACUUCAAACCAUAAGCCAUCAGCAUCUCCACCAUCAUCAGUUCAAGUUCCUAAGGCAUCUGCAAAGGUUCUAGUUCCAGUCAAAGCAAAGGAGUUUGAGAAUGAUGUUGCCAUUGAAAAAUCUAAUUCCAGCUCUCCUGGAGAUGUUUUAGGUCUUGGAAAUUAUGGUUCUGAUGCUGAUGAUGGAGAUGAUGAAAUUGAGAGUUCCAGUGUGCCAACUCCUUCAAAAGAUGCUACUAAUCGGUCAAGGCUCAAGAAAAGUUUGGAAGAUACAAAUAGUUUCCCUGUUAAUAGCAGCUCUCAACUUGAAGAGCAUGGAAGAAGUCAAACAAAAUUAGAGGAUAAGCCGGUCAAAACCGGCUCAUUACAACCCAGAACUAGCAACGGGGCUGCUACUGAUCAGUUUCAGGGUAAUAAGGUGACCAGAGAAUUGGAUAAUUCAAAUUCUAAAGAUAAUAGGGGGACUGAAGCCUUGGAAAGAAGCCACAAUGGAUUUAAUGGUUUUAGUUCUAAAGAUUCUUCAGGGUUACCAAAAUCUGAAUUGCCUGGAAAGAAUGCUGCCGUGGAGAAAGCAAUAGAUGAUAAUCCAGUUAGGGAAGGCAAAAGAAGAUCAGAGAAAAAUGAUCGACAUGAUAGGAGUUCUGAAAAGGAGUCUGUUAAGGAGGUACAUGUUAACAAGACUGGGACAGAUGAAAAAAGUGAUGAGAUCCAUAGAAGAAAGGAUGAGAAACGUGGGAGAAAGGAAAAAAGAGAUUACAACAGUGAGGCAAAAGAAAGAAAGGAGCUCAAUUUACGGCAUGGAGAGAAGGCAAAGGAAUCAGAGAGGAAAAAGUCCUCUCAUGAUGUCAAGGAUGAUAAGAAGGAAGCAGACAAGCCCCAUAGAAGUAGUGGCUUUGAAGAUACUAGCCGGAGAAGGGAACAUACAAAAGAUAAGGGGGAACAUAAAUCUAGGCAAAAAGAUGCAAGCAACCCUGAUAAGCACAAAAGACGACGUUCAUCUUCAGUAGGCAGUAGAGGCAGAACCAGCAGGGACCAUGCUGUUAACCAUUCUGGUGUUUCAAGCGGUGAAGGUUCAGAUGGCUCAAAAAGGAAGCCACAUUCAAGAAGACGGGACUUAUCACCAUCUCCAGUCAGGUCUAAGAGAAGACAAGUUUCGCGGUCUCCUUAUAGCAAGCGUUCUCAGCGCAGGCAUUCUCCCUACUCUUCUCUUGAUAAUUCCAGAGGAAGGAGGUCAAGAUCCAGAUCACCUGUUCGGCGGCAAAGAUGAAUGCCAGGGUGAAAAGAUGAUUGGCAUUACAUCUACAGGUUCCAAGCAAGAGAAACAUAAAUUUGAAGUGUUCAGAGCGAAGUUUGUGAUGUUUGCUAUUUGCAAGGACUCUUGAUGAGGAUAUUUGGGAGAGGACACGUGUUGUCCCAUUUUUGUAGGUUUGAACCCUGGUUUGUCACUGUUCUUUGAGAAGAGUAGUUAAACUGGGCUACAUAUGGAUAUGUGUUGUAAUGUUUCUUCAUGUAAAAAGGAAAAACAGGAAAUCAUAGCUGUGUCCUCAAUUAGAUUUCUGGUAUGUAUUUACUAUUUAGCCCCCCUCCUCUCUCAAUGUCUUAAUUCUUACCUAAAUAUCCGAUAGAUUAGAAUGUGUUCCGAUGCUGCUCGAUGUGGUGGCUGAAGCCUGAAUCUUUCAGAUAAUUUAUUCAUUAAUUUGAUUUGCUCUUGAUGUUAGUUUUCUUA